Messenger RNA from Daphnia pulex (common water flea), 1398 nucleotides. Its product is annotated as chymotrypsin-like elastase family member 2A. Bases 134 to 1342 code for a protein of 402 amino acids. NCBI's taxonomy places the organism in Eukaryota, Metazoa, Arthropoda, Branchiopoda, Diplostraca, Daphniidae. The record is from RefSeq and is a predicted model, not a curated record. Gene Ontology annotation, molecular function: serine-type endopeptidase activity. Gene Ontology annotation, biological process: proteolysis. The transcript is spliced from 9 exons.
GCGGUCCCCCAGUGUUUCCUUAGCGUCCGCAAUCCCGUAAUAUAAAAAGAAGCGUACUUUUCGAAAGUAAAUUACUAGUUUCCUCCAAGUGGACACAACAAAACCCUCAACAAAAAUAAAGUGCGUGAUACUUAUGAAAAUUAUGGGCGACCAAAAAGGUUUUUCAACAAAUAUCAAAGUCUAUGCUGCGGUCGUGACUCUACUAAGCUGUUGCAGCCCAGCGUCAAGUUUCCUCUUUCCUCGUGUCACUCGUACAAGUGAUGCCACCAUCAUCGAUUAUACUGGCGUGGGAUAUGCUCCCUUGCUGCACCAAGGCAAGAACUAUGAUGGAGACAUUGCUAAUUCCAAAGGAUUCAUUCCGGUGUCGUCAUUCAAUCCUUACGCAAUGACAUAUCGCCAGCCGCAGCCAAUAAUGUUCAAUGAAUGGCCUUAUUCAUACGGACAGCAAAGUCUGAUCAUUCCUGCAGCAGGUGUCCUACCUCAUAGGCAGCUUGCCGACGUUCGUGAGCAGCAAAGGGUAAACCAAUUAGACAUAGGCCUAAAACAAGGUAUCACGGCAGCAACGACGACGAUACCACCAACUCCAGCGAUUCAGUGCGGCCUUGGACCAGCCACCAUGCCCGCAGCACGAUCAUCGAUCAGUGAAAGACUCGCAGGCGGAGUAAAUGCCAAAAAGAACGCUUGGCCUUUCACGGUAUUAGUUGCCAUUAGUAUUGGACUUGGCCAGCAACCGUGUUCUGGAGUUUUGAUUAGUGACACCAAAGUGCUAUUAGCAGCUCAGUGCCUGGAACGAUUGCCUUUAUUUUACACGAUGCUCAUAACCGUUUCGGUUGGGAUGCAUUCAAUAAACCCGUUCGACGCCCCAAUGACGAGGAGAGUCAGUAAUAUUGUUCUUCACGGCCAAUUCAAUGCUGCCACCUUUGCCAAUGAUAUAGCCAUCAUUACUUUGGACGCGCCUGUGGUUUUAUCCAGGACAGUUGCACCUGUUUGUUUGCCACCUGCCAGUGCAGACCCCGACCAAUACGUCGACCAAGAUGCGAUUGUUUUGGGGUGGGAUGCAAGCAAUGUUUUGCAACAAGGCAAAGCGCAGAUUGCGUUGAAUCAAGAUUGCAAGAAUUUACAAAGCAUAUCACAAUAUGUUUCAGAAACAACCCUCUGCCUUAGUUCUACUAGCGUUUUCACAUGCAUCGGCGACAUUGGAGGUCCAGUGGUUAUCAAAUCUUCGACAGGGGCUUGGACCGUAGUUGGAAUCAAUAGCUAUACCCCUGCAGAAUGCACUUCAAAUGGCCUCAAAACCAGGGUGUCCGCGUUCCGUGCGUGGAUUGAUAAAUACAUGAAAUGAAAAAAAGAACCAAAGGGUUGUAAUGACGACAACCAAUAUAUGAAAUUUGAGGUCGA